Molecule: messenger RNA, 1365 nt
Organism: Alternaria rosae
Lineage: Eukaryota; Fungi; Ascomycota; Dothideomycetes; Pleosporales; Pleosporaceae
Exons: 2
Coding region: 352-876 (174 amino acids)
Source: RefSeq, a predicted model, not a curated record
AGACCUUGAGUACCAAGAUCAGGGACGACAGAUCAAAUGCGCGCCCAUCAACACCUGCAAUGGCAUCACAAUCUAGAUCGUUGCGCCGCCGAUCGCCCCUCCCAGGCCCCCGCUCCCCCGGCAAAGACGCCCAACGCCCAGAUCCCAGCCGCGGCCCACGAUGGUGCAACAGCCGAUCGCGCAGCUCUCGAGAUCUGCGGCAGCUACCCCCUGCCAAACGUCAUCCAUUCAGCCCUACGCGCUAAACCUCCGCUCUAACGCUCUCUUGACGCCAUCUUGAGCCACCACCCGUCAAGCCGUCAACCAUUGUGUGCACGUUAAUAACCGCGCGUGUUCCUGCCAUCUUCACUCAUGCGCUUACUACGCAAUCUCCUCUCCAACUUUGCACGUUCAGCACGUUCAGCUCCGAAACGCAAAUACGCUCACGUUCACGACGUGCAGAUUAAGUGGGAAAGAACGCCGGCGCAGAAUCACGGGCAAAAGCAAAAGAAGAAGCUGGCAGUAUCCCACACGGCUCCCACCACAGUCUUCAAGCAACCCCUCGCGCUGCACUCGACACAGCCCCUAACCGGCUUCACGCGCUCAGGCUACUGCGAAGUGCCCGCCUCGGACGCCGGCAACCACGCCAUCGCAGGUGUUGUGUCGAAAGAGUUCCUCGACUUCUCCGCCGCGCGAGGCAACGAUUUGCGCCAAGUGGGGCUGACGGAUGGCUGCAAGUGGUGUCUUUGUGUGAGCAGGUGGAAGGAGGCGUUUGAUGCGAGGACGGGCAUGGACGAUAAGAAGGUGCCGAAGGUUGUGCUCAAGGCGACGAAUGAGAAGGCGCUGAAGGGUGUGGCGAUGGAUGAUCUGAAGGCUUUUGCUGUGGAUAAGGAGUAGAGGUGGUGGGGGUAGACGUGAUGGUAUUGCUAAUGGUACUACUGAAUGAUAGACAUCGUACAUGGAUGGAGAUACAGAGAUCUCUUGGACCAUUACAUAGCGGAUGUCCUAUCUUGUGCCGUCUCAACAGCUCGCAUACCUCUCUAGAGACCAAUAGCGACGAUCUCCUCUUGCACCGAAUCCCUUUUCGAUGUCCCCAAUCCCCUCAUCAACUGCGUCUCCACGUUCUCUAAAUCCCUCUCCGUCAUCUCCAUCAGCACCUCUGGAUGCGCGAGCAGCUCCGCAAUCCGAGCCGCAAAGACCUUCUGGGCCCUCUCCUCAGUACUAGUCUCAGUAUCCGAGUCGGUGGCGACGGCAGCGAUGGUAGCAGUAUCGUCGGUGGUAGCGUUGGCAAUUUCAGUCCCGUUCAUCGUAGUAUGCUCCGCUUCAACAUCGAGAUCCCUCCCCAUGAGUCUCACACCAGCGUAGUAGAUCUUCGCUCCAAUGCGG